CAACAACAAAACACUUGACACCACCAAGAAGAAGAAAAGAAACCAAUCAAAUCUUGAGAAUGGAGACUUGCUUGGACUGCAAGAAAGCUACUGAAACAGUGAUUGACCUAAGAACCGGCGACACAAUCUGCACCGAGUGCAGCCUCGUCAUCUCCGAUCACUACAUAGACGACUGCCAAGAAUGGAGAACAUUCGCCAACGACGACAACAACAGCGACCGAGACCCAAACCGCGUCGGCGCUCCGACCAACCCUCUCCUCAAAUCCGGCGGUAUCGGCACCAUCAUCUCAACACGCAAAGAAGAAAACGCUUUCUCCUCCUCGGUCUCCAAGAACGACUUGUUCGGUCUGUCCCGGGCACAGAGUCUCCUCAGGGACAAGGAGGAAGACCUGUUCAAGAAAGCUUGCGACGAAAUCAAGAGAAUGACUGGAGAUCUUGACCUAAUAACCGGUGUCGAGUUUAGGGCUUGCGAGAUCGUCUCCAAGUUCGACGGUGACAGUAGCAAGAAGCUACGUAGAGGGAAACAGUUGACAGCUCUCUGUGCUGCUUCUGUUUCGACGGCUUGUCGUGAGCUGAAGCUCUCGAGGACGUUGAAAGAGAUCUCGACGGUGGCUAACGGUGUGAGUUUGAAGGAUAUAAACAAGGCGAGUAUGGCGAUAAAGCGUCUUCUAAUUAGGUCAGGUCAAGACGAGGCUGUUUCUGAUGCUGCUCCUCAGGUGAUACUCAAGACGGGGGAGCUUGUUCGUCGGUUCUGUUCCAAACUCGACAUAGGCGAAAGAGAGAGGAAGGCUAUUAGAGAAGCUGUUGAAAUGGCUGAGAAUUUCGAUAUCCGGAGAAACCCUAAGUCGGUUCUUGCUGCUAUCAUCUUCAUGAUCUGUCAGCUGUCUCGGAAUAAACAGAGACCUAUUCGAGAAAUUGCGAUGGCUUCAGAAGUUGUGGAGAAUACCAUCAAGAGGUCUGCUAACGACAUGUACCCUUACGCCUCGAAGAUAAUACCGAAAUGGUAUGCGUCUGAAGAAGACAUUAUCAAGAGGUUAGGAGGUCUCGUAGGUUCUUUGGAUGGUGCAAAACUUAUAGUAUAAGGAAGCCUUUAUUCCGCAAGAAGUUUUGAGACUUGUGUUAGAAGAAGAAGAUAGUUGAGGGAUAUGUUCUGACUAAAGAUCUAUGUGGUCUAUUUU
Molecule: messenger RNA, 1178 nt
Organism: Raphanus sativus (radish)
Lineage: Eukaryota; Viridiplantae; Streptophyta; Magnoliopsida; Brassicales; Brassicaceae
Product: plant-specific TFIIB-related protein 2
Exons: 2
Coding region: 60-1082 (340 amino acids)
Biological process (GO): DNA-templated transcription initiation; transcription preinitiation complex assembly
Cellular component (GO): nucleus; transcription preinitiation complex
Molecular function (GO): TBP-class protein binding
Source: RefSeq, a predicted model, not a curated record